AUGCCAAGGCAAGCCAGGCCCGCUGGAAAUGGAUUUUUGGCGUUGCCUCCCCCCAGCCUCAGGCUUGGGCUCAUGGGUGGAAUGGCUCUUACUGUCAAUGCCGGCCUUGAGGGUGGUCAAGGAGCAUUUCCAAUGAACAUCGGACACGUGGACCAAACCCGAGCUAUGGGAGCCUUCAGCACCUACCUUCGGUAUCAUUCCUACCGGUCGCAUCAUUAG
Messenger RNA from Prunus armeniaca (apricot), 219 nucleotides. NCBI's taxonomy places the organism in Eukaryota, Viridiplantae, Streptophyta, Magnoliopsida, Rosales, Rosaceae. The record is from the annotation of a GenBank genome assembly.